AUAGUUGUACACCUGAGUAGAAGGUUAGUAGGUUAGAGUUACUCAUACGACUGCGAAAUAUUCUGAUGUGCAAGCUCAUACAACACAGGUAAGAAAGAAACACGAUCCCUGGAUGAGGCGCACCCACAUGCAUGACAAGUUAAGGAAUGCCUGCAGGGCUCAAGUAUAUAGUGGGACGUUGGCGGCUCCAAUUUUAGAUGCAGCUCCAGCGCCAGACCUCCUUCAAUGCCAAAAAUCUCAGAUGCUCAGAUCCGGCUCCCCAAGCCUCAAAACCCUCGAACAACUCUCCUGAAUCUCUCUCUUUAAGCAUUUGAACAGACAUGCUGUCCUUGCGACAGAUGUUUCACUCAAGAUACGUCAACAACUACACGUUCUCCAUCGCAUGCGCUGUCCUACUACUAUGCCUGUGGAGCAUUGAGCACAAUAUCCCCAAAAUCUUAUGGUACAAACUGGGCCCGAAUGGUAUGAACGACGAUACACGGGCAUGGACUAGUACCUGCAUCACAAACAAUCCGGAGUACCGCGUUGAAUUCAUGACGGACGAGACUGCAGAUGAGUAUGUCCAGAGGACAUUUUCUUCGUCACGCCCCGACAUUGUCGAAAGCUACCUCAACAUUUCAAUUCCUAUUCUGAAGGCUGAUCUACUACGUUAUCUACUGCUGUGGGAUCAGGGUGGUGUAUGGUCCGACCUUGAUGUCUCCUGCGAAGCGGAUAACUACAUCGACGAGUGGAUACCUUUGGAACAUAGAGACAAAGCUGGACUUGUCGUCGGAUGGGAAUUUGAUAUGGGAUAUGAUAGACCCAUUCUUCGCCAGUUCGCAUCAUGGACUAUUAUGGCAAGGCCCCGGUCACCGCAUAUGCUGCAAAUCAUCGAUGACAUAGUCCACGCGCUGGAAGAAAAAGUAGAAGAGCAUCAUGUGCCGCUUCAGAACUUGACUCUUGCUAUGACAGGAGAUGUUGUGGACUUCACUGGACCAAGACGUAUGACAUUUGGUAUCUACAAGAGCCUUGGAAAGAUAUUGAACAGGCCUGUUGGACAGGAAGAAAUCCAAGAGCUACUGCAGCCAAAAAUGAUUGGUGACGUUCUAGUGUUACCCGGACGAUCUUUUGCGGCGUCAUGCAAUACAUACAAGCCUGAAGAAGAAGAGCUGCUCCCUCGUCAAUUGAUUACGCAUCACUAUGCCGGCUCUUGGAAAAACGACAAAGGUGGCGAGUCUAAGCAAGCCCAUUGA
Pseudovirgaria hyperparasitica is the source of this 1232-nucleotide messenger RNA. RefSeq lists its product as uncharacterized. NCBI's taxonomy places the organism in Eukaryota, Fungi, Ascomycota, Dothideomycetes, Acrospermales, Acrospermaceae. Gene Ontology annotation, biological process: protein N-linked glycosylation. Gene Ontology annotation, cellular component: mannan polymerase complex. Gene Ontology annotation, molecular function: alpha-1,6-mannosyltransferase activity. The transcript is spliced from 2 exons. The coding region runs from base 321 to 1232 and encodes 303 amino acids. The record is from RefSeq and is a predicted model, not a curated record.